GGGCGCGCCUGGCGCGGUCGCCGUUCGGACUUCUCCUCCCUCCCAUCAGAGCCCCAGUUAGUCCUCGUCCUGGGGCCGCCCAGCCCCGCCCAUGCUCCAGCUUACCUGCGCGGCUGAGCGGGAGAGGAACAAGCUCUGCUCCACGGCACGACAGAAGAAGCACGAGUUCUCCGUGGAUAUGACCUGUGAAGGCUGUUCCAACGCAGUCACUCGAGUCCUCAACAAGCUAGGAGGAGUUCAAUUUGACAUUGACCUGCCCAACAAAAAGGUCUGCAUCAACUCUGAGCACAGCGUGGACACUUUGCUGGAGACCCUGGGGAAAACAGGAAAGGCUGUCUCCUACCUCGGCCCCAAGUAGAGAGGCCCCAUCCGGCAGCCUGCAGGAUGGACCAACAUGGGCAGGAUGCUGAUCCCCUCCUGCCUUCCAGACAGACCUAGGACCUGGCAACCCCGCUCAGCAAUGGUAGUUCCUGCGGAGACCCUCAUUUACCCUGCUCCUCUGUGGCUCCCCUGCAAUAAAGUCAAGGCGAUUUUGCUGGUGGUACUGUC
Odocoileus virginianus texanus is the source of this 549-nucleotide messenger RNA. The record is from RefSeq and is a predicted model, not a curated record. Lineage: Eukaryota; Metazoa; Chordata; Mammalia; Artiodactyla; Cervidae.